AUGGCAACUCAUGCAUGCAUAUUGAAUCAUUUGGCUUUAGGUUUUGGUGACUACAUCACCGCCGGCACUCAAUCCUACCAGAGAAACGUGAGCAACAUUCGCGUAGAUAAAGAGGAAUACCAGGCACGACGAGAGAUUGCGGGAGACAACUUCUAUGUGGGCGUUAAUGAUCUGACUGUAGGAGCGCUUGGGGAUGGCCGGGUGGAUAAUGUGGACCGUAUGGUUAACGAUCUGGAGAAACGAAUUGAGAAGCGGCAGAAGAUGAGUCGUCGUCGUGCAUUCGACGAAGACGGCGACAUUAACUACAUCAACGAGCGCAACAUGCGCUUCAACCAGAAGGCCGAGCGCUACUACGGCAAGCACACCCAAGAGAUCAAGGACAGUCUGGAACGAGGAACUGCCCUGUAGGCAUAUAUCUGUAUUCUUAUGGAAUAUAUAGAGCGAGGUGUAUCCGUAUAUAUAUAUAUAUAUAUAUAUAUAUGCAUAUGGUUUUGUGAUAUAAGUAUACCAUGUAUGCAUAUAUGUAUAAUCAACAAGCGCAGCAAACGCUUAAGCCAAAAGGCUGAGCGCUGCUACGACAAAAACACCCAGCAGAUCAAGGGUAGUCUGAAUAAUGAAGUGCCGUGUAGGCUUCUAUCUGUACUCUUAUAGAACAUACAGAUAUAUAUAUAUUUAUAUAUAUAUGCAUAUAUGGAUGCACAUGUGGAUAAUACGCUACCGGUUCAUAGAUUCUAGUUGGCUGUGAAGGCACUGGGAUGACAACAACGUUGCCAUUUAAAGCAAGCAGCGGGUAUCAAGGCGUUAUUGACACACCAAUCAUGGUUUGUCUACCCUUACACUAUCUUAUUGCAACAUGAUGGUCCAAACGCUCCCCCUUCAAGCUGCCAUUCGCUGACAAACGCGUAGAUCGUUUGUGCGGGAAGCGGAAUCUAUUCCUGUACGGGUUCCAUGUAGACACUGGGAAUUUGGAACCGAAGGUACACAACAGCUUCUUCUGGGGAUACUCAGACUGGGGUCAACGGUAAAGUAACAUCCUGGUACGCUCUCACCUGAAGUGUAGUGUGGUAUUUCAAUAAGAGCACACUAGCUAUACAUUGCAUGGCAUGGUAGAGUUUGGCCCCUGAUUGAUGGAGGGGGCAACGAUAUACACAUCGCGAUCUUGGUGCGGUGACGAAUAUAUUUACCUCUCCUCGAUUGUGAAGGUUGUCGGUCUCGAGUAGAAAUGCAUCUGAUUAAUGUAGGUCCACGUCCAGGUAGGAGUGGGUACUAUCAUAUUACUAGACGCUAUUAUUGCAGCAAGUGUCAUGGUGUGUCGUUAGGCGGAGCUGUGCAGAGGAAUAUCAACUAGCAACCGAUACUCAGUGGAGCAUAUUACAUGGCUAAACGCAAUACAUAAGUUAAAAACCCCAGACAAGUUCCAUACGAGCGUGUACGUAUCCGGUCCGGAUUGCAGGGCUCGCGAGAGUACAGCAUUCGUUGUGGUUGUUUGUGGUAGUCGUCUGAGUUCAGUUGAAAGAGUAUCGAAAUCUGAGGCGAAGGUGGUUAGACGACGUGUGGAAGUGGCUGAAUUGUGUCAUGGAAGCCGCGUGCAUGUGAUUUCUGAAGUGAAAUAGAGAUCAAAAAUGAUCACGAGGACUACACACGAUGAAGUAAACAGAAUUAAAAUUAAC
Sphaeroforma arctica JP610 is the source of this 1670-nucleotide messenger RNA. RefSeq names its product SYF2 splicing factor. NCBI's taxonomy places the organism in Eukaryota, Ichthyosporea, Ichthyophonida. The coding region runs from base 1 to 408 and encodes 135 amino acids. Gene Ontology annotation, cellular component: Prp19 complex; post-mRNA release spliceosomal complex; catalytic step 2 spliceosome. The record is from RefSeq and is a predicted model, not a curated record. The transcript has 2 exons.